Messenger RNA from Candidula unifasciata, 794 nucleotides. The record is from the annotation of a GenBank genome assembly. NCBI's taxonomy places the organism in Eukaryota, Metazoa, Mollusca, Gastropoda, Stylommatophora, Geomitridae.
AUGAGCGUCUAUAUGGGCCACGGGCAGAACGCCAGCAGCUUCAUGCAGGCGGCCACCUAUCCGGGCUACCACCAGGGCUCGCAGAGCUACAGCAUGCUGCAGGCCUCCUACGGCAGCGAAGUCUUAGCAGCGAAGAUCAAGAGCCCGGCCAGCCAGGUGGUCAGUCCGGCCUACAUGAGUGGCUACAGCCAGAUCACACCUGCCGGCCAAGGCUAUUAUCCAGGUACUCCAGGAAGUCUUUCUUACGGAGCUGCAAACCCUGUAGCCGGAUACGACAACAGUUUCUACAACUAUGGCGGCCCUGCUACCGACUACUAUUCACAGUAUCCAUACCUGUCGGCCAGCUCUGCCGUGACCCCCACUACCACAGUGCCUUCAACACAGACUUACCAACUCAUCGAUGCACCAACACCGACAACAGCGUCCACAGUUGCAGCUCCAGAUGCCAGCUACAACAACAUGGCUAGUCCCUCUCCCUCGCUUAAAGAAAACGGACGAGUGUCCCGAUCGAGGGGAAGGAGUAGAACCCAGCCGUCCCCCGGCCCGGAGUCUGACCUGGAGCGAGUGUUUGUCUGGGAUUUGGAUGAGACCAUUAUCAUCUUUCAUUCUUUGCUCACGGGAUCAUACGCUCAGAGAUACACGAAGGAUCCUCAAGGCUCCAUGUCUUUAGGUUUACGGAUGGAGGAGAUCAUCUUCAACCUGGCAGAUACUCAUUUAUUCUUCAACGAUUUAGAGGAGUGUGACCAGGUACAUAUAGACGACGUAUCUUCCGAUGACAACGGGCAGGAUUUGAG